Cuscuta epithymum is the source of this 1432-nucleotide messenger RNA. The record is from the annotation of a GenBank genome assembly. NCBI's taxonomy places the organism in Eukaryota, Viridiplantae, Streptophyta, Magnoliopsida, Solanales, Convolvulaceae.
UGGGAAGAGCCGAAGGAUGGACAAGAUUACGGACAGCCGCCAUUUUGUUCAACGCCAUAUUGAUGGGCAUCGGAAGCUGCGGUAACCCUCUUCUCGCGCGCCUCUACUUCAUCGGCGGCGGAAGCCGGAUAUGGUUUACAACCUGGCAGCAAACCGCCGCUUGGCCAGUCACUUUAAUCCCUCUUUCCGUCUCCUUCAUCUACCACUGUCGCCGCCGGAGCCAGACAAGUGACUCCGGUGAGUUCCACCACAUCACGCCGUUUCUUUUCAUCUCCGCCUUUCUCAUCGGCCUUCUGAUGGGCCUUAACAACUACCUCUUCACGUCCGGUGUCGCCAAACUUCCCGUCUCGACGGUGCUUCUGAUCGCGAGCUCUCAGCUCGCGUUCACGUCGCUGUUCGCUUUCAUCCUCGUGAAGCAGAAGUUUACGGCGUUCACGAUAAACGCUGUCGUCUUGCUGACCUUAUCGGCGGUUGUUUUAGGCGUCCGGGCGGGAAACGACCGUCCGGCGGGGGAGUCGAAGAAGGAGUAUAUUAUGGGGUUUGCUUUCACAGUUGGGUGUGCAGCUUUGCUGGGGUUGCUUUUGCCGUUGGUGGAGUUGAGUUAUAGUAAGGUGAAGAUGGCCAGGAUUGAGUAUAGUAUGGUUCUGGAAUUUCAGAUGGUUCUGUGUUUUGCUGCCACUCUUUUCUGCACGGUUGGAAUGUUAAUAAACCAUGAUUUCCAGGCAAUAACAAGGGAAGCAAGAGAGUUUGAAUUAGGAAAAACAAAGUACUACUUGAUAAUAGUGGGGAAUGCAAUAUUUUCACAGUUCUAUUUCGUGGGAGCCCUUGGAGUGACGUCUUACGGCUCAUCUCUGCUGUCUAUGGUCAUCAUCACCGUCCUCCUCCCCAUCACGGAGCUAUUGGCCGUCAUCUUUUACCACGAGAAGUUCGAGGCCGAGAAGGGCAUUUCUCUUUUCCUCUCCCUCUGGGGAUUUGUUUCUUACUUCUACGGAGAUGUAAAAAACAAUAUCAACAAAAAGAACCAGCAACCGGCGGCCCAGGAAAUUACCGAGUUGCCCUCUUCCGUCAUUUCACCGUCAAGAAGUGUGACCGGUCCUUGAAGUCGUAGCGCAACACAAAUCGCAGUCCAUUUCAUUGGACCGGUCGGCCGGCUUUCAUCAUCUGCUUUAGUCUGUCUAUACUUUAGUCGCAUGAUAAUGGUCUUCCAAAUGCUUUGUGUAGUGCUUGUCACUUGAAAUUCAAUGUCUUGGAUAGUGAGUGGCAUUUUAAGUUUAAAAAAUGUCAUUCUUGACUAUUGAGUGUGUAAAAAUAAGAAGUAAUUAAUGAUUUGUGUGUGAUUUAAAUAAAUUCCAUAGAUAAAAUGUUACGUAGUACUUCCUAUUCACAAACCGAUGACUAUAUUUGUAAUUUUCAUUGUCUAUGGUUAUGGAUA